CUGCGGUGUGAGAACUAGUCACUGCGCUCCACUGCGCUCCUCAAAUAAAGUGCAACAAACUCCAAGCGGACAACAACGAACAUCCGACGAAAGGUAUCUUGGUGCAUGCCAAGAUAAACAUAUUCUUGUUGUUAUUAUUGUUAUUUUGCGCGACUUAUUUCAAUUAGAAUUGCAUGGAGAAAAGACAAACGCAGGUGCAGUGAAUUCUCUGCGGAAACAGACGGUCAGCUACAGGAUUACCGGGGGCCAGUGUGUGUGGCAGGUCUGCUCAUCUGAACCUUCUGCCUCUGUACUUUUGGUUCUCACUUCACUCACUCACACACACUUACACACACACACACACACACACACACACACACACACACACACACAAUCACGCACUCACACACACACGCGCGUGUGCGUGUGCGUGUGCGCACAGUUUAUCGGGAUUGUAAAGUGAUUCCGUUUGGAUUUGACGCGAAUGAGUUUGGAGGAGAGCCGAUAACUCUGUCAGCGUAAAACUUUUCUAGCUUUUCAAUCGAGUCUUAUCGAAUAAACGAGCUUAUGAGUGCGGCAUUCGGUUCGUCCUUCGCGGUGAUGCAGCGUCCGGUGGGAAACACCACUGCCUUCAGCAUCGACUCGCUCAUCGGCGGCUCCCAGCAGCCCAGUCCGGGACACUUCGUGUACACUGGCUACCCCAUGUUCAUGCCUUACCGCUCUGUGGUGCUUCCUCCUCCUCCACCUCCUCCACCACCUCCCGGUCUGACUCAGGCGCCUCCUCAUCACCAGCUCGCCGCUUUACCGGCUGCUAUACCGGGCGCUUUCUGCUCCAGUUUGGCGCAGGGCAUGGCGCUCACCUCCACGCUCAUGGCCAGUCUGCCCCAACACGCGGAAGCGGCCCGGAAGUUCGGCACGCAGGCGCUGCACGCGGCCUUUGACAAAUCCCACGAGAUCCGACUGGACGCAGAAGACGGCAAAAGUUUCUUGACCAAAGAGACCGCUGCACUUCUGCCCUUCCACGAUGAGCCUCUGCAGUCCGCUACAGUACGAGGUCACGGCAAAGACGAUCCCAAGGAGGAUGACUGUACAAGGAAGGACGAGAGCUUCUCCAUGGAUAGCGACCUCGACUACAGCUCGGAUGACAACAUGGCCUCUGCGUCCAACUCUCUGUGUGCCAAAGAUGACGGCGAGGUGAGCGCGGGCCUGGAGGAGAGCACGCGCUCCGGGAGCGGCGCCUCAGGGGGGAAAAACCGGAGGCGGCGGACGGCGUUCACCAGCGAGCAGCUGCUGGAGCUGGAGAAAGAGUUCCACUGCAAGAAGUACCUGUCGCUGACAGAACGCUCGCAGAUCGCGCACGCCCUGAAACUCAGCGAAGUGCAGGUGAAAAUCUGGUUUCAGAACCGCAGGGCGAAGUGGAAACGCGUAAAGGCGGGGAACGUGAACACGAAAGCGGGUGAGCCGUCCCGAAACCCUAAAAUAGUGGUGCCCAUUCCUGUGCAUGUGAGCCGCUUCGCCAUCCGGAGCCAGCAUCAGCAGCUGGAGCAAGCCAGGCCCUGACAUGUGCUGGGAUUUGGACAGAAAACAAAUGUAACUAACGCGAGUGACUCGUUUACAUACGCCACAUGUGAAAUAUGAAUAUAGUACAUUUACACGGGACAUCUGCGUAUAUCCUUGAGGACGAAGCAGUGACGGUUUGUUUGAAACUGCAGACUUUUGUACUAAAUAAUGCGGCAAAAUAGCACGUCUCCAGAAGUAUUACUAUAGGUAGUGUGCUAUUUUGAUCAACAGUGUAAUGCGGUUUGGGAAGCAGCCCAAGUUCUGGUAACUGGGCUUCUGACAGGAGCACAGAGAGAGAGAGGGAGAGAGAGAGAGGGGGAGAGAGAGAGAGAGAGAGAGAGAGAGAGAGAGAGAGAGAGAGAGAGAGAGAGAGAGAGAGAGAUGCUGUGGACCAAAUGAUGGAUAAACUAAUUCCCUGUAGAUUUCAAAGAACGUAAUAAUGUGAAGUUUCUUUUCUGUUUUUCUGUAGUGUUCACUGUGUGUGUGUGUGUGUGUGUGUGUGUGUGUGUGUGUGUGUGUGUGUGUGUGUGUGUGUGUGUGUGUGUGUGUGUGUGUGUGUGUGUGUGUUUAGCUUUUCAUUUUUUCCCGAAAAUAAGAUGAUGAGGUGAUCUACUUAAUAGAGCACUUUUCCUGCUCUAAUGCUGAAGCACUGAACAAAAAAAAAAAAAAAACAGUCAUGCCUUCGAGAUUAUGGUCUGUUCUGUUAAUACAUGAUGUAUUUGUUUUUUUUUUAAUUUGAUUAACACACUCAUAAAUUCUCUUAAUUUCCGUUUUUUUAGUUCAUGGGGGAUGCUGCUAAUUUAUUUGAUAUUGUGCAAAAGAGUUGAUAACAUGCGAAGAGUUU
Tachysurus fulvidraco (yellow catfish) is the source of this 2383-nucleotide messenger RNA. RefSeq names its product gastrulation brain homeobox 2 (gene gbx2). Gene Ontology annotation, cellular component: nucleus. The record is from RefSeq and is a predicted model, not a curated record. Bases 547 to 1539 code for a protein of 330 amino acids. Gene Ontology annotation, molecular function: RNA polymerase II transcription regulatory region sequence-specific DNA binding; DNA-binding transcription factor activity, RNA polymerase II-specific. Lineage: Eukaryota; Metazoa; Chordata; Actinopteri; Siluriformes; Bagridae. The transcript is spliced from 2 exons. Gene Ontology annotation, biological process: regulation of nervous system development; regulation of transcription by RNA polymerase II.